UUCUAUGCUCUAACCACACAUUUUCUAUUUUUCAAAUCCCUUUAAAUUUUCAAAUUUUGUUUUUCGGAAGAAAUCAGGAAAGUGAAAGAGGAAAAAAAUGCUUCAUUUUCAAGUUAUUUGUGACCUUCUAGACGAAGUACAAAAAGCGCAAGGCCAUAGCAGCAAAUUGGAAAUUUUGAAAAUGAAAUUUGCAAAACUAAGAGACGAUACGAAAAACUUCGAAAAUUUCUACCAAAUAAUCAGAUUAAUUCUUCCCGAAAUGGACCAUGGGAGGAAAACUUAUAAUAUGAAAGAAAAUAAAAUUGGCAGAGCAAUAAUUAAAAUGCUGAAUUUGGGAGAUGGAAAUGAUAAAAAAAAUUUACUCAAUCACAGUAAAAUAUCUAAUGUUUCUAAUAUUAUCGAUUUCGCUGAUAUUGUACAUACAACACUUAGAAAGUAUAUUUCUAGAAAGCAAUCCAGUAUUAACGUUUCUGAGUUAAACAAUCAUCUUGAUCUUAUUGCAAAUCGUGACUCUGAUACCAAACUAGAUGAAAUUAUGUUGAAAAUGUUCAGAUCUCUAACUAAUUCCGAAAGUAAAUGGAUUGUCAGAAUUAUGUUGAAAAAAUUAAAACUAGGCAUUGAUAACAAUAAAAUACUAAAUGUAUUUCAUCCUGAUGCUGUUGAAUAUUAUAAAUCGAACAGCAAUUUGAAGAAAGUUUGUGAAUAUUUUUGGGACCCCACAGUAAAACUGAAUUUAUUGAAUUUGAAUCUUUUUGAACACUUCCAACCCAUGCUUUCUAAAAGAAGUGAUGCACAUUCUUUCACAAGAGAUUUUCCAGAAAAUAGAACAUAUUUCGUUGAGACAAAAUUCGAUGGUGAAAGAUUUCAAUUACAUAUGAAGGAUGGACAAUUCAAAUAUUUUUCAAGGAAUGGUUUCGAUUAUACCAAAGAAUUUGGAGAAGAUUUCAGAAGCGGUAUUUUAACACCAAAACUGAAGAAUGUUUUGAAUGAUGAUGUAAGGAAUAUCAUAUUAGAUGGUGAAAUGAUGCUAUGGCACAAAAAGAAGAAAAAGUUUGGAUCGAAAGGUAUGACCCUUGAUGUUAAAAAAUUGCAUGCAACAAAUGGAUUUUAUCAACCGUGUUUUUGUGUUUAUGAUAUACUCCUUAUUAAUGACCAAAUAUUGACUAAUACAGUAUUGGAAGAAAGAUUAAAACUGCUGCAACAUGCAGUUAAAAGAACUGUAGAAGGGGCUUUAGUUUUGAGCAAAUAUCAAGAAUGUAACAACCGACAAGAUAUUAUCAACAUCUUGAAUGAGUCGAUGGAUAAUGAGCAGGAGGGUAUAGUUGUAAAAGAUCCAAAAUCAAUAUACAAAUAUAAGGAUCGGAAAAGUGGUUGGUUCAAGAUUAAGAUGGAGUAUUUCGAAGAUGUAGUUACCGAUUUGGACUUGAUAUUGAUGGGUGGUUAUCACAGAGCAAAUUCUAAGGAAUUGAAAUCCUUUCUUGUGGGGGUAUUUUCCAAUGAUAAAGAUAAGAGUGUUUUGUCUUUUGGGAAAGUUUCAAGUGGGUUGAAUUUUGAAGAAAUUGAUAAUGUGAACAAAAGAUUUUCUGAUUAUGGAUUUCUCAGAGAAGAAUUCAAAAGUACUACUGAAGGAAAACUUAAGUUUGGUAAAGAUAUUCCUGAUGUUUGGCUGAAGCCGGAAAACAGUUUAAUUUUUACAGUACGUGCAACUGAACUGGUAAGAUGCAGUGAUGAAUCUUUUGGUACUUCUUAUACCAUUCGUUUUCCAAGGAUUUUGAAAGUGAGAGAUGAUAAAUCUUACGAAGAUUGCCUUUCAGUUAAUGAAUUGUUAGAACUCUGCCAGAAGAACAAAGCUGUUAUUAAACUCAAUAAAAGGCAUCUAGAGCUGGAAGAGAUUCUCACAGUUAAAAGACAAAAAAAAAUAAAGCAUAUUGACGUUGAUAAAGAUGCUUUGAUGCAGAUAAGCAAUUUUUUAAGUGGUAUGAAAUUUUUUGUUCUAACGAGAAAUGAGGAAUUAUCUAAGGGAAAAAUUGAAGAUCUCAUAGAAAGAUAUGGUGGUAGCUUUUGUCUUCAGAGAGAAGAAGACGUUGAUAUAGUGAUUGUUGGAACAAUCACUUCAGAAGUAAUACAACUAAUAAAAAAAGAAAAUAAAUUUGAUGUUAUAAAGGUAGAAUGGCUGCAAAGGGUAACCAGAGCUAACCGUUUAUUGAAAUAUAAACAAGAUGAAGUUAUCUGUAUAGGAAAUGGUUAUUACAAUUGUUUAGCCGAUGAUGUUGAUAUGUAUGGGGAUUCUUACUCAGAGGAACUGAACCCUGAAUCGUUAAAGAGCAGACUGAAUUUUAUGGCAGAAAAGGAACAUGAAAUGAAUCUUAACAAUUCCAUAAUGUUCAAGGCAGAUUUACCUCUUUUCUAUAAAUUCACUGCUUACUUUGAUUCCUAUGAAUCAAUAAACAAUUUCACUUCAAGAUUAAUUUACAACUCGUUCUUAGAUGAAAUUGAAUUUAAGUACAGAAUGGGAAAUGUUGCAACAACAUUGACACCAGAAGUAAAUCUUAUUGUUAUUGGACCGAGUAAUGGAGAGAGAAAAUAUAUACUUGAGAAUUAUGCAAAAGAGAUAAAUUGUAUCAAUUAUCAAAUAGUGGAGAGUCGUCAACUGUAUGAAGAUGAAGAAUUUUAAUAUGUCCCAUACAUUAUUAUCGUUCGCUUUGAGCAAUAAACUCAAACUUUC
Messenger RNA from Harmonia axyridis, 2725 nucleotides. RefSeq names its product DNA ligase 4 (gene DNAlig4). The coding region runs from base 98 to 2674 and encodes 858 amino acids. Gene Ontology annotation, biological process: DNA recombination; double-strand break repair via nonhomologous end joining; DNA biosynthetic process. NCBI's taxonomy places the organism in Eukaryota, Metazoa, Arthropoda, Insecta, Coleoptera, Coccinellidae. Gene Ontology annotation, molecular function: DNA binding; DNA ligase (ATP) activity; ATP binding. The record is from RefSeq and is a predicted model, not a curated record. Gene Ontology annotation, cellular component: DNA ligase IV complex; DNA-dependent protein kinase-DNA ligase 4 complex. The transcript is spliced from 10 exons.